AUGCCUCUAAAUCCAUGGAACACCCUCUUCUCCUUCUUAACAAUCAUCCUUCCCCUCUUGAACCCUUUUGUAGCUUUCGCAGUUAAUCCACAAGGCGAAGCACUUCUUUCAUGGAAGCAAAGCCUAAAUGGACCCACUGUGGCCUUGUCUAAUUGGAACCCAACAGAUGAAACUCCAUGUGGGUGGCUUGGAAUCACUUGCAACAUCAACAAGGAGGUCGUGGAAUUGAAGUUAAGAGACUUGAGUUUAUAUGGUACAGUUCCAACUAAUCUCACUUCAUUGGUUUCAUUAACCAAGGUUGUACUUACUAGUACAAACCUCACGGGUUCAGUCCCAAGAGAGAUUGCUAUACUACAUGAACUGAAUUACUUGGACUUGAGUGACAAUGCGUUAACCGGUGAAAUCCCAUCUGAGAUUUGCAACUUGCUUAAGCUCCAAGAAAUCCACCUCGACUCAAACCAGCUAGAAGGCUCGAUUCCGGCUCAAAUCGGCAACCUCACAAGCUUGAAAUGGCUGACUCUUCAUGAAAACCAGCUCAAUGGAGAAAUACCCAAUACCGUAGGCAACUUGAAGAACCUCCAAGUGAUAAGAGUCGGUAUCAACAAGUACCUUGGAGGCAUUAUACCCCGAGAAAUCUGGAAUUGUACGGAGUUGACCAUGUUAGGCCUUGCCGGAACAAGCGUCUCGGGUUUCCUUCCUCCGAGUCUUGGUCUCCUCAAGAAGCUUGAAACCAUAUACAUCAUGAAAACUCUCCUCUCCGGCCAAAUCCCACCUGAAAUUGGCGACUGUACCGCCCUCCAAGAGAUCUCCCUCUAUCAAAACUCGCUCACCGGUUCAAUACCGAAAAGUCUUGGAAACCUCAAAAAUCUCCAAACGCUCAAUCUCUGGCACAACAACUUGGUGGGUACUAUUCCAUCAGAGCUUGGGAAUUGCAAGAAGUUAAUAUUUCUCGAUGUUUCGGGGAACUCAUUAACCGGAAACAUUCCGCAAAGUUUCGGAAACUUAUCGGCUUUGCAAGAACUCGGACUCCAAAUGAAUCAAAUAUCGGACGAAAUUCCAGCACAAUUAGGAAACUGGAAGGAGCUCACUUACAUCGACUUAGGCCACAACAGGAUCGCCGGUACGAUACCAUCCGAAAUUGGAAACCUUACGAAACUUCAACAGCUUUUCUUGGAUAAUAACAAGUUAGUGGGACCCAUUCCAUCCUCAAUUUCCAAAUGUCAGAAUCUUGAAAUUCUUGGUUUAGCUUCUAAUGGUUUGACUGGGAAUAUUCCCCAAGGAAUCUUUCAGUUCAAGAAACUGAAAAUAAUCAAUCUUUCCUCCAACAAUUUAUCGGGUGAAAUACCGAAAAAUAUCGGAAACUGUUCGUUUCUAAUUUGGUUCGAAGUUGGAGAUAACAAGCUUGCAGGGCCAAUACCGAGAGAGAUUGGGAACUUGGAAAAUCUAGAUAUCUUGGGUCUCAGUUUGAAUCGAAUUUCGGGAAAUGUACCUGCCGAGAUCUUUGGCUGCCGAAACUUGGAGUAUCUCAAUUUGCAUUCUAAUUUGAUCACCGGAAACUUUCCUGGUAAGUUAAGCCGCCUUGUUUUGUUGCAGUUUGUUGAUUUUUCCAAUAAUUUUAUUGAAGGUACUUGGCCACUUCAUGUAUUUCCACGGCACAUUGUUUUCUUUUCAAUCUCAAGGAACAAUUUAAGCGGAGAGAUACCUUCCUCGGUUUGCAAUCUCAAUUUUGUUAACUGCCUUGAUUUCUCUCAUAAUCAUUUUAGUAUGAUUCCUCCAUGUUUGGGAAAUAUGAGUGAUCUCAUAAAUUUGGAAUUGCGAAAUAACAAUCUUCACGGCGCCAUCCCUAAAUUUGUAAAGUGCAGUAACUUGAGAAGUCUUAAACUGGCCGACAAUCAAUUAGAAGGGCCAUUGCCACGUUCAUUGGUCAAUUGCAAGAAAUUAGAAAUUCUAGACGUUGCUAACAACAGGCUUAACGACACAUUCCCUCAUUGGUUGGUAAAUCUUCCAGAGUUGCGGGUUCUCUUAUUGCGAUCAAACAACUUUCAUGGUUCCAUAGGCAAUCACAAGACUAAAUUCUCAUUCCCUAAUUUGAGAAUUAUAGACAUCUCUCACAAUAUGUUCCAUGGUCAUUUGCCAUCAAACAUUUUCAAGUAUUUAUCAGCCAUGAUGAAUGGGAACAUGGAUAACGAUGGAUUGCAAUAUAUGGGUGAUGAUUAUCAUUUUGUUUUUAGAAGAGAUAUGGAUAAUGAUUAUUAUUCUCAUAAUGAUUCUGUUACAAUUGAUGUUACAAUUGAUAUUAAAGGGAAUUAUAUUGAUGUGGUGAAAAUACUAACUCUAUUGAAAACUAUUGAUUUUUCCAACAAUAGUUUCAAAGGAGAAAUUCCAAAGGUAAUUGGAAACCUUGGAUCACUUAAAGGGCUAAAUUUUUCACACAAUAAUCUUAUGGGUCAUAUACCUAUAUCAUUCGGAAAUUUGACUAAUCUUGAAUGGCUAGAUCUCUCCUCAAACAAGCUCACAGGCAACAUUCCUAUACAAUUGACAAAUCUUACAUCAUUGGAAAUUUUAAAUCUCUCAAAAAACCAUCUUGUGGGAUUGAUACCUCAAGGUAAACAAUUCAAUACAUUUACAAAUGCUUCUUACAGUGAAAACUUGGGUUUAUGUGGAUUUCCAUUGACAAAAACUUGUGGCAAUGAUGAGGGACAACAACCACCACCAUCACCAACCAUCCAAGAAGAUGAUGUCGGGUUUGCAAAUGGAUUUCAUUGGAAAGUUGUAUUGUUGGGGUACGGAUGUGGUGUCAUGUUUGGAUUAGGUAUGGGAUAUCUUGUGUUCUCAAGUGAAAAACCAAAAUAUCUCUUGACUAUUAUUUAUGGAGAACGACGCAACAAGGUGCGAAGAUCCAAGAAGAAUGCUCAUGGAAGAAUUAGUUGA
Messenger RNA from Quercus lobata, 2931 nucleotides. Its product is annotated as receptor-like protein 47. The transcript has a single exon. Bases 1 to 2931 code for a protein of 976 amino acids. Gene Ontology annotation, molecular function: protein binding. Lineage: Eukaryota; Viridiplantae; Streptophyta; Magnoliopsida; Fagales; Fagaceae. The record is from RefSeq and is a predicted model, not a curated record.